AUGUAUUCGUUAUCCUUAUAUAUUGUAUUCAGUUUAUUGCCGGCAAAUUAUGGAGCGAAUUCAAAAUUAAUUGGAACACAUAUUUUAUUUCGUACUGGUGAUCGCACUCCAUUAUCAACUUAUCCAGCUGAUCCGUUACAAGAAACAUUCUGGCCGAACGGAUUUAAUCAGCUAACAAUGACAGGUGUUCAACAAUCGAUAAAUUUAGGAACAUAUGUUCGUGGUAGAUAUGAUGAUCUUUUGAAUAAAACCUAUGUUGCACACGAAAGGGAUGAUUCUCAAAUUUCCAAACUCCAUAUUCGAAGUGCCGAUAGAGAUUACAAUAUCCAAUCGGCGUUUUUAGUUCUUGUUGGUUUAUAUGCUUCAAAAGAACAAAUAAAAAAAGUACAAAGUGAACCGAUACCUCCUCCUCUACUUCCUGCUCCACUUCCACCAGUGCAUUCAAUACCAGAAAAAGAAGAUUAUUUACUUGGCAUCAAUAGUGUAUGCGCAAAAUUUGAUAAUAGCAAAGAAAAAGUGAAAAAUUUAGAUGAAGUUAAACAAAUUGACAAACGAAAUGCUGAAUUAUACAAAUAUUUGGAGAAUAAUACACAGUUAAAUAAUGUUAACUUGAUGGAUAAUAUGCAGAUGUUAGCUGAUACCAUAUAUAUCGAGUCUCAAUAUGAUGUGACACCAGGGUGGGCUACUCCGACUGUUCAAGGUGAAUUAGAAGUAUUACACGGUUUAUCACUCUAUUAUUUGUACUCUAAUUCUGAUGUUAAACGAUUGAGAGGAGGUCCAUUAUUGAACAAUAUAUUAGAGAAUAUCAACAAUAUUAUUCAGAAGAAUGAAAAUGGACGAAAAGCAAAAUUAUAUUCAGCUGAUGAUGUUGUACUAGCUGCUAUAUUAUCGUUACUUGGCAUAAAUUAUAUACAUCAGCCAGUAUAUUCAAGUGCCAUAUUUAUCGAUUUAUAUCAGACAGAUAAUACUUAUGCUAUUCAAGUUUCUUAUUUAAAUUCAACCAAUACAACGUUUACCCAUAAGCUUGAUGGUUGCCCAGAUCUUCUAUGUCCGUUAGAUACAUUCAAAAGCAUUUAUCAAUCACAACUACCAACGCAGACAAUGGAUAGUGAAUGUCAAGUAUCACCUCAUUCGUGUAAGUUCUUAAGUAUUUCGCUAUCUCGUAGAGACGAUAGCUCGUUUAUGAAUGAAGAAAUAAGAGUCAAUACUUAUGUCUAUUCAUUUUAUUUCAGCUCCUUCAACAACAGUGUUGGUUCUAUCCAUUGUAGUUGUUUGCAUUUUGGCUUUAGUACUAAUAAUAUACAGUUUUGUUUAUUCUUUUCGUCACCCUUCGGAUGAAAGUACUCGUCUUUUAAACAACUAAAACUACUACUUUUUUCCAUCAGUUUAACUAUUUAUCUUUCAAGAUGUGCAAUAUUUUUCUGUGAUUUUUAAUUUUAAUUUUUUACAAUUAUCGAUAAUUUUCAGAAUUAUUUUACGUUUUAAUGGUUUUGCUGUUUUUUUCUAAUUUCAUAUGACAAUAUUUGUUUCAUUUUUUUAUGAGAAUAAUCUAUAUUUUAUAUUAAUUUUUAUACUUUUCAUAUUGAAAUAUCGUUUUGCGAGUUUUUUAAAAUCAUAAUGGUCGAACCUUAUAAUCGAUUUUUCUGUGUUGCUAGUCUAACUAUUAAAAGCAUAGUUUAUUAAAAUAUAAGACAAAUGUGGUGUAUUUGUUCUGGUAAGCCUUACUGCUCACUUUUCUAAUUAUCAAAGAAAAUCAUUAUUCUUUGAUGAUAGAUAGGUUUUCUUUUCUUUUAUAUCUUUAUCGUUUUGUUUUAGAAUUGUGAUGACUGUAUCCUUGAACAUUCAUAUCUUUCCUAUUUGUUGUUUCUAAACAAAUGUGCUGACUGUAAUCUAGAAUUAAUAGUGAGCCACACAGUAUGCUGCAUUCGAUCAGGGCCGUAAAUAGGAGCAGAACAUUGGAGGGGUGUAAAACAAAAUUUCUCUUUGAGAUAGGGUGAACUUGAUAAAAGAAAUUUUGUGCGAGGAAUAAUGGAUAAAAUAACAACAGCUUUUUCAGUUGUUCGAGGGGGAGGGGGGCUGCGCACCUUGCCACACCCGUUAUUUGAUUGCAUUCGAUACUCGAGAUUAUUUUUUCUAUCUAAACAAUUUAUAUAUUCACAAUUAAAUACAUGUGCUUCACAAAAUCAGAACUUAAAUUGCAAAAUGGUAAAAAAACGUCAAAAGUCAAAUCAUUUAAUACAGAAUGCAUACAUAUAACAUAAUUUUAGUCAGCCGAUUCUAGAACCAAUGUGUCUGAUAAAUCGUCAAGCACACCAGUAGCUUGGUCAUUCUUCUACUACAUGUUCUAUUGGACAUUUCGAUGAAAAUGGACGGAUAUGGAUAGAAACUGAAAUCAGCGAUCAGAAAGUGCUCGCCCUAGUGAAAGUACUCAUACGAUGAGUACGACUUUACUCAUAAUUCGUCCAUGCGUCCUCAUAUUGGUACUACUAACAAUUUCUGAGUAUUGUUACUCAUGUGAGUACUCAGGAAAUAUUCAUUCACCGUUUUAUUUUGCUAAACUGAAACUGUAUAAAGAAUGUAGAAUUUAGUGAAGAAACACAGAAUAUUUAUAUUAUUAUUUUCUCACUGGUCUCUCUUUAUAUAGUCAGAGAUAGACUUGUCUAUGACUAGACUUGUGGUCCUACUCUGGCUACCUGAGAUCACUCCUCUAUAUGAAAAUAUCGAUGAACAAUACUCAUGAGUAUUUUGCCGAAAGUGGUAUGAGUACUCAACAGUACCCAAGCAUGAGUACUCAAAGUCGUACUCAGAGUACUUGUUACUCACUCAUGAGCACUCAGGUGAGUAAAAAAAUGUAUGAGUACGUAUGAGUACUCGUCCGAUUUUUCUAGCAGAGUACUUUUUGAGUACAUUCACUAGGACGAAGACAGAGACAAAGUACAACAAAUUUUGACAUUAAGUAGAGUAACAAGUAAUUUGGUGGCUUGUACCAAAAGCAUGCCUGUUUUAACAACUGUUAAAACGCGCCUGUUUUCACAUGUGAUGUUUUAAAUGAUUGUAGUUAAAAAAAUACGAGUUUUUAUUCACAAGGAAGAAAAAGUGAAGAAAUACUUUUCGAAAAAUAACUAAAAAUUGUACUGACAAAGGGAUGAACGCAGGCGUGGAAAACAUUUUGCUCAUGAAUAUGUACAGCAAAAAGUAUGCAGGCCGACUUCUAUGACAGACACUCUUUAAUCAAAAUAUGUGUCCAAAGUGUGGGUGUGAGCAAAGGUGUCUGGAACGAAAAGAAACCGCUUUUCAAAUACUGAAAAAUGGCAAGCCUAAUUCAACGUUAUAAGGCUCAAUAGAAUGUCUGUGUCAUAGAUCACGUUAGAGCCAAUAUUUACUUCAAAACGUAAUAUUACAGAAGACAUCAAUCUUUGAUGUGUUUAAUAAAAGAUUUUACCAAACUUCCUAUUUGAUUGCUGUCAGCAUACUAACGGAAGUACAUUCGCGGUGUAAUGCAUAUUGCCCUGUAUCUUGAAUGUUUUAUUCGAAGACAAAUUAAAUAUCUCUCGAAAAUUAUAAAUAAAAUUAUCUGGUUUAGUAGCAUUUUUUCCAUAAAUAUAAUGCAACUUUUGUGUUGUUAAAAUUUCUUUCAAAUAUUUUGAAGCGAAUAUAUUGUGUUCUUUUUCUUGUGGUCGAUUUUCUUCGAGAUAAAACUAUAUAUGUUAUUCAGC
Molecule: messenger RNA, 3716 nt
Organism: Didymodactylos carnosus
Lineage: Eukaryota; Metazoa; Rotifera; Eurotatoria; Philodinida; Philodinidae
Source: the annotation of a GenBank genome assembly